UGGCCUGAUCGUUCCCUAGAUCAAACGGUACACUGCUCUGUACUCUUUUUCAUCCCUCAGUGCACCAAUUGCGAUUGCAUUUCCAGUAUGAAUGAGACCGUUCGAUUUCAAUGUCAUGCGCCUUCGCUCGCAGCGGAUGCGGCAUUCGGGCCAAUCAUUGAUGGUUGCCGAAGCGACUUUACCUUUACAUUUGAACAGUACUUUCUUUCCGUGAUUCCAUCUGUAGUAUUCCUUCUCCUUGCUUCGUUCCGUGUUAAAGCCCUGUGGAAACAAAGGAUUCAAGUUGAUGGCACUAUCCUGCGAUCCAUCAAGCUCAUAUCAAUUGCCUUGUUUGCAACCUUACAAUUGGCAAUAAUCAUCUUAUGGGCAACAACAAAAUUACAUGGAAUUCGCACGCCAGCAACCGUCGCGUCCAGCCUUGGUUUUGCUUCAAGCCUUGCGUUGUUCGCUUUGUCCUAUCUCGAGCAUUCUAGAUCUCCACGCCCAUCGUAUAUUCUGAACGCAUAUCUUUUCAUCUCUCUCUUAUUCGAUAUCGUUGUUUUGCGCACAGUGUGGAUUGCGCUCCCUUCUUUUCAACCAGUUCGCAUUGUGCUGACCUCGUCAUUUGCAUUGAAAACCAUCAUUCUGUUCCUUGAGGCUGUAGAAAAGCGCAAUUAUCUCCGACAUCCUGAAAAUUUGGCCCCAGAGGAGACAAGCGGACUAUACAGCCAGACCUUUCUUUGGUGGAUGAACUCCAUAAUUAGAGAUGGGUAUCGUAGAGUGCUCAAGCCGAUGGACCUCUACCCUGUCAGUCAACGAAUGUCGAGUCAGGUGCUCAGCCAUCAAUUCAAUCAAGAAUGGCACAAAGUCGCAAAGAGCGGACAACAGCCUAGCCUAAUAAAAAUCGCAAUCCGUGUACUCAAGUGGGAACUCAUGGUACCGAUCUUUCCGCGUCUCGCCCUACUUGGUUUUACCUUCUGUCAACCUCUACUUGUCAGUAGGUUACUGGAAUUCCUUCAGAAUUACCGCGAGGAUACCAGCAUUGGCUAUGGAAUGAUUGGUGCUUACGCUGUAGUAUACUUUGGCAUGAGUAUCUCCAACGGACUCUUCCUUCACAGGAGCUUCAAAUUUCUCACAAUGCUGCGCGGCAUGCUUGUCUCAGCUAUAUAUCACAAGACUACAGAGCUUAGCAUUACGGCUCUUGAUGAUUCAGCGGCUGUGACUUUGAUGAGUGCAGAUGUUGAACGCUUAAUCUUAGGAUUGAGAGGGCUUCAUGACCUAUGGGCGAAUGUAUUGCAGUUUGCACUAGCAAUAUACGUUCUAGAAUCUAGAACUGGUUGGGCAUGUGUAGGACCAAUCAUAGUGAUCUUGGCAACUGUCGCAAUCGUUGUUAGCUUGACAUCCUUCGCAACCAAAGUACAAAUGGAAUGGCUACAGAAAAUUAAAAGAAGAAUUGGCAUCACAUCAGACAUGCUUGGGCAUAUGAAAGGUAUUAAGAUGUUAGGGUUAACACAAAAGUUGCAUGAUCUUAUUCAGAAGCUCCGCGGCGAUGAAUUAAAACGAGCAGAGACUUUUUGGAAGCUGCAGGCAGUAACCGGCGCUCUAGCAUUUGCCCCCCAGGCUUUGAGUCCUGUUGCUACCUUUGCAUUCUAUGCUGUCGUCUCAGCCAAAGAGGGUUCCACACUUGAUGCUCCGCGAUUGUUUUCCUCUCUGGCGCUAUUAACUCUUCUCACGCAACCCUUGUUUGCCUUGAUCGGUGAUCUUCUCGAGUUUCGCACAACAUUCGGAUGCGUAGAUCGGAUUGAGAAAUAUCUCAUUACGGAAACACGAACGGAUCAUCGUCUAGCCGUUGCUUCGAACGCCACCGCAUCAUCAUAUUCGUCUUUCCCUGAAUCUGGCCAAUCUCAUGCAUGGCAGGCUGGGACUGAUGACAUAGAGCUGCUGCAUGAGCCCCGAGGUUUCGGUACUCGAAAUGUCAUAUCGGAAGUUGUGCGUAUUGAGGCUGGAUCCUUCGCAUGGUCUAAGGAUUCUCAACCAGUAUUGCAUGAUAUCAACCUCGCAGUUCAAAGAUCCCAGCUCACGAUGCUAAUCGGUCCGGUGGCUUCAGGGAAAUCAACUCUUCUAAAAGCAAUGCUGGGAGAGACCGCUAGCUCUAAAGGCUUUGUAUAUGUCUCGGAAAAGGAAAUCGCAUAUUGCGAACAGACACCCUGGCUGACUAAUGCAUCUGUUCGAGAAAACAUCAUUGGCUUCUCCAAUUUUCAUGAAGAACUUUACGACGACGUGAUCUACAGUUGUGACCUCGAGCAGGAUAUUCGGACCUUUCCGAAGGGCCACAACACUCUUAUUGGAAGCAAGGGUAUCUCCCUAAGCACAGGACAGAAGCACAGAAUUGCCAUUGCCCGUGCUGUAUACGCCAGAAAGAGCUUUGCAGUGUUCGAUGACGUUUUCAGUGGCCUCGAUGUAAACACCCAGAAGAACGUAUUUACUCGCCUCUUUGGUUCCAAUGGCCUUCUCCGCAAGUGGAAUACGACAGUUUUGAUCGCCACACAUGCAGUGAACCUAUUACCCUUCUCAGACUUUGUGGUCGCACUUUCGAAAGACGGUACGGUCGCCGAGCAAGGAAAUUUCCAAUCGCUCAACCAAAAGAACGGUUAUGUUCACAAAUUCUACCAGGAGCAGUCCAAAGAACAAUCCGAUAUUGUUGAAGACCUUCCACUCAACGACAGGAAUACUACCUCGACUGGGAUGCUACAGCCAAUUGCGGUAAGCAAUGAGGAAUCACUUGACGACAAGAGUAGACAGCUAGGCGACUGGUCCGUUUACAAGUAUUAUUUCCGAACCGUAGGAAUGCCGGCCACAUUUGUAUUUGUGUCACUAGCGUGUGGUUGGGCCUUUCUCACGGCUUUCCCAACUGUAUGGUUGAAAUGGUACGCCGAUGCAAAUAUACGAGAGCCAAACAAACAUAAUGGCUAUUAUCUAGCUAUCUAUGCUGUGCUUCAGGUACUUCUUUUACUCGAUAUUGGAUUUCUAGCAUGGUUCACGUUUAGUGUGUUGGCCAAAAGAUCUGGCCUUCGACUCCAUCAAGUUAUGAUCAAAAGUGUGAUGCGUGCUCCGAUGUCAUUUUUCAGCAAAACGGAUAUAGGAAGUAUCACUACUAGAUUUAGUCAGGAUAUUCAACUGCUAGAUUCUUCGCUGCCAAUGGCAAUGAUGGUAGUAGCAGGAGGGUUCCUGGGAUCUUUCGCCCAAAUCGGCCUCAUCGCUUCUGCAGCCUACUACAUCAGCGCAGCAUUUCCCGUUCUCUUUGGUGUUUACUUCUUCAUUCAAAGUUACUACUUACGAACCUCUCGACAAAUGCGAUUCUUGGAUCUCGAGGAAAAGGCACCUGUCUAUACGCAAUUCCUUGAAUCACUGAAUGGCCUGACUACGAUUCGCGCAUUCGGCUGGCAAAAUAAAUCCAUCAUAAAGAAUCACACUUUGGUGGACAGGUCACAAAAGCCAUUCUACCUAAUGUACAUGAUUCAGACAUGGCUUAAUCUCGUAUUGGAUCUUGUCACAACUGGUCUUGCCAUCUUGGUAGUCGGAAUCUCGGUUAAGAUGAGAAAUACCGUCUCGGUCGGAUUUACUGGUGUCAGUCUAACCCAGAUUAUCUCCUUCACGUACAACCUCAAACUGUCAAUUAUGUUUUACACUCAGAUGGAGACAAGCAUUGGCGCAGUAGCGCGUAUCAAGAAUUUCGAGUCUGAGACUGCAGACGAAAACCUUGCAACGGAGGACUCUCAACCGCCACCUGAGUGGCCGGCUAGAGGUAAUGUCGAGGUUAAGAAUCUCACCGUAUCCUAUGGUACCGACUCAGAUCGCAAAGCUCUGGAUAACAUAAGCCUCUCUAUUUCCGCAGGUACGAAAUUCGCCAUUGUAGGGCGCACCGGCUCCGGCAAGUCCACAUUUCUGCUCUCGCUAUUCCGUAUGAUCGAGAUCACAUCCGGUGCCAUCACCAUCGACGGACUCGACGUCUCCACAAUCCAACGCCAACAGAUACGCUCCCGUCUCAAUGCCAUUGGCGAAGACCCUUACUUCAUCACCGGCAGCAUCCGCCUCAACCUCGACCUUUACGGCCAAGCCAGCGAUGACCAGCUCCGCGCGGUCCUCGAAAAGGUCCGUCUCUGGCCCGUCAUUGAAGCUAAAGGAGGUUUGGACAGCGAAUACGAAGCCGACAUGUUCUCCCACGGCCAAGUCCAGAUCUUUGCUCUGGCACGCGCGCUUCUACGUCCCGGAAGGAUAGUCGUCAUGGAUGAGGUUACUAGUGCUGUUGACCGCGAGACAGAUGCGCUCAUGCAGAGUUUGAUCAGGGACGAGUUCAAGGAUAGGACGCUGAUUACCAUUGCUCAUCGGGUUGAUACGAUUAGAGAUUAUGAUUGCGUUGUGGUGUUGGGAGAGGGUAAAGUGGUUGAAUGUGGAAGACCAGAGGCCCUGAUUGCGACUGAGGGGUCUGUGUUUGGGGACAUGGUUCGGAAGGGUUCGUAGACAAAGAGCAUCGUUGUUUGUUGGGGAAUUUGAAGAAGACCAAAGAAUGCCAGGUGGACAUGAACCGUUCGAUUUCUACUUCUAUUGAUCUUUUUGAAAGACUGCCUACCUAAUAGGGAUUCACCUCUUUGACUUCACCUGAUGCAAAUUCAGGUAAUUAAUGGAGCGAAGCCUUGUUAUUCGACAGUGUCAAUGGUAUUAAGCACAGCAGAUUCAAUACGCUAUGAACAUCUAAAAGGGUUAAGCGAAUCAUGGGAUAGAAGAAGAUACCGUCGCCAUAAUAUACAAAUGCGGUCGGCAUUACAGAGUGCUCCGCGAUUGU
This is a messenger RNA of Aaosphaeria arxii CBS 175.79, 4822 nucleotides long. RefSeq names its product multidrug resistance-like protein. Gene Ontology annotation, cellular component: membrane. The coding region runs from base 88 to 4500 and encodes 1470 amino acids. Gene Ontology annotation, biological process: transmembrane transport. NCBI's taxonomy places the organism in Eukaryota, Fungi, Ascomycota, Dothideomycetes, Pleosporales. The transcript has 17 exons. The record is from RefSeq and is a predicted model, not a curated record. Gene Ontology annotation, molecular function: ATP binding; ATP hydrolysis activity; ABC-type transporter activity.